Protopterus annectens (West African lungfish) is the source of this 4370-nucleotide messenger RNA. RefSeq names its product leucine rich repeat transmembrane neuronal 2 (gene LRRTM2). The transcript has 2 exons. NCBI's taxonomy places the organism in Eukaryota, Metazoa, Chordata, Ceratodontiformes, Protopteridae. The record is from RefSeq and is a predicted model, not a curated record. Bases 553 to 2247 code for a protein of 564 amino acids. Gene Ontology annotation, molecular function: protein binding.
ACUAGAUCAUUUCUAAUUGAAUUAGUGCAUGUGCAGCACUUGUGGGGCUGUGUGUCCCAUUUUUCUGAAAACUCAAAAUACAAGGAAAACGUCAUGAGCUGACGCCAGCCUGCCACCACUCUACAGCCGAGAGAGGCUGCAGCAGCAGAGAAACAAAGAAGCCCCUGUACCAUUCUCCCACUACAUGCUGCCUAAGAGCUGCAUUAGUACUGCUGCAAGAACUUCACUCUGCAUCGAGCUCUUCACGUAACCAUCAACAAGUUAACGUCUGAAGGAGCAUUUGACAAGAACAAAUAUUCAACCCUGCAUGGAACAAUCAGGAUGGCAACCGAAAGAGAAAGGGACCUAUUUCAAUCUAUUCUCUCUCUCCCCCAACAGGAAUAGCUUUUUUUUUUUUUUUUUUGCAUAAAAAGUAUCGAGAGGAAUUUUCUGUCUUCAGCAACAAAAGCAGCCUUCAGUGGUGAACUUAAAUAAUUUCAUCAUGGCCAGCUUGAUUCUGCUACACAUCGAGAGACCCGACACAGUUUCUGAAAAUCAAGUCACUCACUGGGCAUGGGCUGUAAAGCUCUGUUCUCCACAGGAAUAUUUUUUGGACUUGCAGAUCAGCGAGUCUGUAUAGGACAGAAGCUGAAUGCAGACCUUCAUGUUCCUAAAAGAAUGGGUUGGCUCCAUUCACAAUGCCCACUGAGACGUUCUACAUCUGUAUUAACACUGCCGACUCUUUAUGCAAUAAUUCUCCUUUCCAAAAUGUUGCCUGUUUUUGGCAUCACUUGCCCACCCAAAUGUCGCUGUGAGGAUCUGCUCUACUACUGUGACUCUCAGGGCCUUCAGGCAGUGCCAGAUAACAUUGACAAGAGUUCUCUGGGCUUGUCAAUCCGACACAACAGUAUCACUGAACUGCAUAGUGAUCAGUUUGCCUCAUUAACUCAGCUUACAUGGCUACACCUGGAUCACAACCACAUCACAACAGUGCAUGAAGACUCCUUCCAAGGGCUUUAUAAACUUAAGGAGUUAAUCCUCAGCUCCAACAAACUGGGUCACUUGCCCAAGGCCACCUUCAAUCAGCUCAUUAACUUACAAAACCUCGAUCUUUCAUUUAAUCAGAUGACAUCACUAGAACCAGAGUUAUUUAAUGGGCUGCGGAAACUACAAACUAUGCACUUGCGGUCCAAUUCCUUACGUAAUAUCCCCAUUAGGAUUUUCUGGGAUUGCCGCAGUUUAGAAUUCCUAGACCUAAGCCACAACCGUUUGCGAAGUCUUGCACGCAAUGGAUUUGCUGGGCUAUUAAAACUGACAGAGCUUCACCUGGAGCACAAUCAGCUGACAAAGAUCAAUUUCGCUCAUUUUCCACGGCUCAUCAGUCUCCAUACGCUAUACCUACAGUGGAAUAAAAUUAGUAACCUGACAUGUGGGAUCAUGUGGACAUGGGAAAGCUUAAAAAAGCUUGAUCUCACAAAUAAUGAGGUAAAAACAAUAGACCUAACAGUUUUUGAAACAACUCCAAACCUUCAAACUGUUUUGCUGGAUAAUAACAAGUUGACAACCCUGGAUUUACAGAUUUUAAAUUCGUGGAAAUUGCUAACGAUGGUGGGACUUUCUGGCAACCUCUGGGAAUGCAGUCACCAAAUCUGUGGACUAGCAACAUGGCUAAGCAAGUUCAGAGGACGAUGGGAACACCCAAUACUGUGUCACAGUCCUGCACACACACAAGGGGAGGACAUCUUAGAUGCAGUACACGGGUUUCAGCUUUGUAAAAACUUAACAGCUACUGUUACAUCCAUGGCUGUGUACUUCACAGAUGUCACUCAACCAAUGGAGAAUGUAACAGAAUGUGGCACAAGCCCUACACAAACAACUUCUCAAACAUCUGAAACGCACAGCCAAACCACCACGAACCUUGCAGUUACAGUAGGUGACAGUGAUCUUACUGAAAUUGACAACACCAUUCUAACUCAAAAGGUGGUGAUGGGUACAAUGGCACUUCUGUUCUCUUUCUCUCUCAUUAUUUUUGUUGUGUACAUCUCUCGAAAGUGCUGCCCCCCCACUCUGAGAAAGAUAAGGCAGUGUUCAGCCAUUCAAAACCACAGGCAGCUUCGGAACCCCACAAGGUCGGCCUUGUCAGACUUAUCUUCUCAAGGUGCAUACAGUGAAUAUGAGCCCACUCCUGAAGGAGGAUCUCUUGUCAUUAUCAAUGGAUAUGGACAGUGCAAAUGCCAGCAACUGCCUUAUAAGGAAUGUGAAGUCUGACAUACACAAGCUGAAAUGUACAGUUGUUUCUGAAGGACACACUAAAUGCGUUUUUUUAAAGGUACAAAAUUAAACUUAACAGAUUUUUGUCAAAUGUGAUAUUAAGUUUUGCAGUGACAAUAAGAUACAUAGCUUUUCUGUAAAUGUUAAUUCCAGUCUAUCUUUCACUGCAGUCAAUUACUUAAGCUGCUUACUUCUGACGUGUUUCCAGAUGUGGACAAUAAAGCUAACUGCUCUGCUGGUACUCUAAUGACUAAACAAGCAAGACACCAAUAGUAGCAAAAAUGCUUGUACAUAUAAAAUAAAUGCUACAAUGUUGAAAAAUAAAAAAGGUUUUGUUUACCUAGUAUACAUAAAAUACUGCAGUUCUGCAUGAGGGUGGCAAACACUCCUUUAGACACUAUAUUCAGUUAAGGCUAUUUGUUCUUCCUGAUCUCACAAGUGCUAUACAUAAUCUUAUCAAUGAAAACAUGUUCAAAUGGUAGAUAUUAGCACCCAUGGGUCAAAUUUUAAUACACUCCUGGAAUGCAUUACCAUAUUAAUUGCUAAAUCAAACCAAAAAGGGUCUCGGGACACUGCUGACAACUCACUGGAAACAGAUCAGCAUAUUUUCUACAAUAAGCAAUGGGGCAGAAAGGGCAUACCUGUUGUCAGUGCAUGGCCACAACACUGGCAGUGAGAGCUGGGGUCACUCAGAGCACAACCCCAAGUGUACAACACACACAACUCAAUAAAAUUGCAGGGUUUACAAAUAUGUCAAGUGCAUGCAGAAAGGUAAGCAGUGGACACGUAUUUAAGUUAAGCAUUUAUAAACGGGCAGUCAGUUUUACAAAUUGUUACGCAUGAAUAGCAACCAAAGGUUACUCAGACGUUCAAGUAAUCACCACUCAGCAGAACAGUUCUAGUGCGGCGUUAGUAGUACAGAUCUUUUACAAAACCCACAGCAUGCAGACAUUAAGACCAUUUAGCAAAAAAUGCUACAACAGCAGCACUCUAUUCAGUAAAGGCAACUAGUGUUACAGCAGAGAGACUGCAAACAUCAGACACUUCCCUCCUACCCCACACACGCACAUAUACACACACACCAACUGUAGAUGAACGUCCCAUGAAAAAGCUGAUAAAUGAAUCCCUCAACUGAACAGAUGCACUGAAUGGCAGCCUAAUCUUCUACAUUUUCAAUGGCAAAUACAUGGAGGAGAAAACUGUCGGUUACAAACAUUCAAAGACUAAGCUGUACACUGAAGCUGUACCUUCACAUUAUGAGACAAACUCCCAGCGCCAUCUCAAGCAACAUUUUGGAAUAAAGCACAAUAUGACACAGCAAGAGGGGGGGGGUGUAAAAGAGAGGGUGAUGGGAAGUCAUUUCAAAAUUGUUGUAUUUGCAAAGCAACCUUUUACACCAAGGAAACAGACCUAGUAACAAUGCUGGCUAAUUCUAACAGAUUUCUUUGUCAGCUACCAUACCAAAUAAGCAUUUAAGUCUAACAGUUGAGGUUGUUUGGGAAACCUGUAUUAAAUUGCUGCAUUUACAGAGAAGGUACAAAUUGGAGAAAUUAAAAUUAUCAGUUACCCCCGGUGAUGGGUCCGAAAAUGUAAACAUUUUCUUCAGCGUAUUCUUUUCAGCUUUUUUUUUUUGUUAUUUGUUUAAACAGACGUCUUCAGUAUUUACAAAACAGAGCUCCUGAGAGACAAAUCAAUCGCUAAACAGUGCAAUCUACAUCAUAGAAAAGUAAGAAUGGAAGCAGAAAACGCUUCAGUCUACCAAUAACUCAUUACUGUACAAUCAAAAAAAUGCAGAUAGCAACUGGACAUUUUAAAGCAUGAUCACUUUACAAAUUAAGAUGUUCAUCACCUUAAAAUAGUGGCAUAUAGGCUGCUCAUCUGGAAGAAGGGCAUUUUUAUACAGGCAGCUCUAAUCAGUUACCAUUUCAGAGUUCUAAUACACUGAUACUAGGAUAUGCAGAAACUACUACACAUUCACAGGCUAAAUAACUUGCUAAAGGCUAGUAUCACUAUGCAAUGCGAGGGCAAAUGACAACUAUACUUUAGGAUAACUUAGAAACUGUUCAGAAUGCUGUACCAUUGCUAGAGCCCAGGCAUAUAUUAUAUAUACAUACACACAC